UUCCAUUCUGUUUGAUUUUAUAACAAGAAUGGAACUACAUUUCCCCUGUAUCUGGGAAAUCUAUCGAAUCUGCCAAACACGAAAGGUCACACACAUGGAGAGGAGAUGCGAUGCAGUGAGAGGUGUGUGCAAAUACGAUCGUAUUUCUCCAAAUGAUUCGUUUUAGAUCAGUCAACCUUCAACUACUCUUCGUCAGUCGUUUCUUAUAGCAACAGUAGUGUGUCCUGCAUUUUGAAAAGCGAUACUAUCCGGCAUUCAUAAUUCCUGUUAGCUAACGUUAGUUCAGCUAGCCAAGUCAACUGUAGGUUAGAACCCCACUUCAAUUGCGGAAACUUGUUUGUUAAAACAUCUCUGUCACUGACACGAUGCUGAGGAAUCUUGUGAGGUUUCACAAUUGUCUGGGGCAUGCUUUCUCUCCCCCCACUGUCUGCCCAAGAGGUCAAAUGUUUAAGCUGCUCCCUCUGCUCUCUGUGAACUCAAAAUCCUACUCCAUUAUCACAGAAAGAAAGAAAUUCUAUGAGGAUGUUAGCAUAUCCCAUGGAGAGGGUGGCAUGUUUGAGAUCAACCUGGACCGGCGGAAACUGAAAACACCAGGAGGAAAGCUGUUCACAGCCCCCAACGAAGCCUUAGCCAUUGCCGUGGCGAAUGAAUGGGAUACUCAGAAAGACAUGCUCAAGUUCUACAGCAUGCAUAUGACCACUCUCUGCAACACCGCCCUAGAUAACCCUACGUUCCGCAGCAAGGACCAAAUGAUCACUGCUGCCCUCAAGUAUCUGGAGACUGACACUCUCUGUUACAGAGUUGAGGAGCCUCCAUCACUAGUUGAGCUUCAGAAUAAUGAAUGGGACCCUGUGUUGAACUGGAUUGAAGACAGGUACAACGUAGUCAUUGGCUCCUCCACCAGUAUACUGGGGCCAGAGAUCCCACAGGCGACGAUGGAUACUUUCCGCCAGCACCUGGGUUCCUAUAACUUCUGGUCCCUGACAGGUCUGGAGUAUGUGAUCACCCAGCUGAGGUCAGUGGUGCUUGCCUUUGCUUUAAUAGACAAACACAUUACAGUGGAGCAGGCCGUGCUGCUGUCACGACUAGAGGAGGAGUUCCAGAUCGGACAUUGGGGAAAUGUAGAGUGGGCUCAUGAUGUUGACCUAUAUGAUCUGAGGUCACGUACAGCAGCAGGGGCUCUGUUUGUACAUUUUUCUUCUGAAAGUUCAACGGUCAAACGCAAACUCAUGCAAGACUAAGGAGGACAUUCAGUGCUUCCCUGAGUCAACACAAACUCAGACAGGACUCUUAAGAGCAAAGGCAACAAAGGCAGUGUACUGGCCUUUGACUGGGAAGAAAUCGCAAAUCCUUAGGACUUGUGUUUAUCACUGGUUGUUUUCCUUUGCGGAAUAAAAACACAUAAUAUUUUAUGUCUGUCAAUCAAUCAAUCAACUGUAUUUAUAAAGCCCUUUUUACAUCAGCAGUUGUCACAAAAUGCUUAUACAGAAACCCAGCCUAAAACCCCAAAGAGCAAGAAAUGUAGUUGCCUGGAAACCUGACGUUCAAUUGCAUUGAAUUCUACAUCGGGCAAAAAUUUGCAUUUGAAUCAGGAAAGUUACUUCUCAUGACCUCUACAAGCCAGAAUGUUGAAUAAUAUAAUAUUUUAAUGUACUUUACUGGUUGUCCGUGCGGUAGGAAUGAGGAAAGUAUAAUUACAUUAACUUUUCAAAGCGCUUGUAGUGCGUUCAGAUUUCUAUCACCUGACGCAUGUUCACAAGAUAAAAAUACAUGCACGAGACGCAGCAAAAUGAAGGCGGUUAUUUCACAACACAUUAAAUGUGCCUUCACAUUAAGUGUGCCACUACUCUUCUACCAUAUAGGCUACCUACCUGGGCUACCUGUGAUGACAGGUAGCCUAGUGGUUAGAGCGUUGGACUAGUAAACAAAAGGUUGCCACAUCAAAUCCCUGAAUUGACACGGUAAACAUCUGUUCUGCCCCUGAACAAGGCAGUUAACCCACUGUUCCUAGGCUGUCAUUGAAAAUAAGAAUUUGUUCUUAACUUACUUGCGUAGUUAAAUAAAGUUAAAAUAUAUAUCUACAACACACAAAAAAAUCAAGUUUGUAUGUGUAUCUCCUCACUGUUCCAUAAGAUUCAUUUUGAUCAGUUAUUUAAAUCAGAUUUUACUGCUUGCAUGAGUUAAUUGAUGUGGAAUAUAGUUCUGUGGCUCCAUGUAUUACUGUGCACCUCCCAUAGUCUGUCCUGGACUUGGGGACUGUGAAGAGACCUCUGGUGGCAUUGUAGUUUUCCUAAGUCCCUCUGUGGAAUUUGACCACAUGACUGGACAGUAGUCCAGGUGUGACAAAACUAGGACCUGUCGGACCUGCCUUGUUGAUAGUGUUGUUAAGAAGGCAGAGCAGUGCUUUAUUAUGGACAGACAUCUCCCCACCUUAGCUACUAUUGUGUCAAUAUGUUUGUACAAUGAGAGUUUAAAAUCCAGGGUUACUCCAAGCAGUUUAGUAUCCUCAACUUGCUAAUUUUCAACAUUAUUCAUUGCACAUGAGUAAUGAGUUCAUGGCCUUUAAUUAAGGCCAGAUUGUUCUUCAAGAUGUUCAAGUGUUCAUAGAUGUCCAGCAGGGUCAAAUAAUAGUCAGUGAUUAUAGAGAGUGCAACAGGUCAGCACCUCAGGAGUAAAUGUCAGUUGGCUUUUAUAGAAAGGGAAAGAUGUGUAAUUUAAUUUCAGUAAAGAGGAACAGUCUUCUCUGACACUCCUUCCCCAUAAAGUACAACUUGGCAGCAGCCAAGUAUGAUGAUGGCCAUCUCUUCUACAGUUUGUGUUUUGAAUCAGUUUCUCAGUCAUCAGUGACUUUUGGGAACAUUGCAUGUUUCUAUGGAAACAGUGAGUGUUGUCCCUUCAGGGGAGGAAUGUUAAUUCCCUGUUCCCCCUGUCUCAGCCCAGAUGUCUCUCUCACUCCCACUGUAUUAUACUUAGUAGCUUGUAGCAAAGCUGACUUAGUUUUUCUGUUGCUUCAGUAAAAAUGUAAUCUAUCAAUGGGUCAAACUGACUAAAACAUGUUUAUUGUUACAUACACAGCUGUUACAUACAUCACCAGCUUUUUUGUCAAACCACUGAAUCAAACCCUAAAUGCAUUCGAAUAAAAAUGACACAUGGAAA
Salvelinus fontinalis (brook trout) is the source of this 3156-nucleotide messenger RNA. It is a transcript of the gene atpaf2, whose product is annotated as ATP synthase mitochondrial F1 complex assembly factor 2. Gene Ontology annotation, cellular component: mitochondrion. Gene Ontology annotation, biological process: mitochondrial proton-transporting ATP synthase complex assembly. The record is from RefSeq and is a predicted model, not a curated record. Lineage: Eukaryota; Metazoa; Chordata; Actinopteri; Salmoniformes; Salmonidae. The transcript has 8 exons. The coding region runs from base 366 to 1241 and encodes 291 amino acids.